UUUAAAAGAUCCCAAUUACAGUUAUGAGAAAAGUUAGCAGUGGCCCUCACAUUCUUCAUACUUCCCCACAAAAGAGAAAAUAAAAAAUCAUUUAAAACUCACCUCGUUUCCAACGUUCUCUUCUCCAACCUUUCCACGUUUCUCCUAAUGAUAACAGACCAUAUAUCAUGUGUUUGUUAACGGUGCUGAUCUGUCUUUGCAUGGUAUCCAUAGUUAUUAUCUUUGUUUCCAUCCUUCCAUACACUCUACAAAGCUUGCUUCAUUUAUUGAAUUCUCAUAACCACAAUGGCGUCCUUUUGGAGAGAGGUCAUCCUCACCAGCUACCCUGACAAGCCCAUCACAGCGCAUGACCCUCUCACCGGCACCAUGCUUGCCCACUUCUCCGGCAGCCACUCCCCUCGCAAAGGGCUCACCCUCGCUGGCAACACACUGAUUGCUGCCUCGCACAUUUCAGCCACUGCUGCAGGCUUCAUCAAACUCUACAACUGGUGGUCCUCCACUGCUCUCUACUGCAUCCAGGCCCCUGAACCAGUUGCUCCCCUUGCUGCCACUCCAGAUGGCUCCUACCUUUUCUCUGGAGGCCUCUCUGGCUGCAUCCAUGCCUUCUCUCUUCCCUCCGGUGAUCUGUGCCGCUCGUUUCAGGCACACCACCAGCCUGUGUCAUGUCUCAUCGUCAAUGAUGAUGGCUCUCUACUAAUAUCGGGUGGCGAUGAUGGUACCAUAGCAAUUUUCCCAAUCCUUCGACUUCUAGAUGAUGCCUCUAAUGAGGAUGAUCCUGCCCAACUUGCAUUGAGCCAAUUCUCUGCGCAUGAUUUGCCGGUGACAUGCAUUGUUGCAGGGCCAGGUGGAUGCAAUGCAACUGUAGUUUCAAGCUCACUUGAUUGCACUUUUAAGCUUUGGAGCCUGGCAGAUGGUGUCAAGCUAAGAACUGUGCAAUUCCCAUGUGCAAUUUGGUGUGUUGCUGCGGAUCCUAGUAGUUCUGAGGUCUAUGCUGGUGGAUCAGAUGGGAGGAUAUAUGUUGUACCACUAAAAGUAGGAGGAAGAAAGCUGCGACAUACUGGAGCAGAGGUAACAGCAUGGGAAGCAGAGCAGAAUGGGGCAGUGAUGGCAGUGGCAAUGGCAAACGGGCAUCAGAACUUGGUAUCAGCUUCAGAAGAUGGGAUCAUAAAAAUUUGGGACAUGGAGAGCAGAUCAGUGGUUCGGAUUAUUGGACGUGAGGGGGGCGCCCUUAGCGAUCUUAUAGUGGUGAAAGGGAUCAAUGUGAACAAUGGAGCUCGAAGGGGAGAUGAAGUUCUUCCAUCCAAUGGGCGGUUUUGUGAGAGGGAGAUGGGUAGAAAUGUUAACGAGCUCAGAGAGAUGGAUGAAUGCUUGAGUGUAGCAGUGAAGGACAGGAGGAGGGCCAUUGACAAGCUUGAGGCUGUGAUAGACAUCUACAAGAGGCUCCUGGGGCUCCUUCUCAAAGAAGCUAAGAGAGAAAAUGGUAAAGAGGAAGCCAACAAGAUGGAUUACUUUAUGUAAUGAUAUAUCAGAAUAUUGUGCUUGGCAUAUGUGAGCUAAUAUAGUAUGAUUUGAGAUGGCCAUCAAGGUUUGACCA
Elaeis guineensis (African oil palm) is the source of this 1594-nucleotide messenger RNA. Its product is annotated as protein ROOT INITIATION DEFECTIVE 3. NCBI's taxonomy places the organism in Eukaryota, Viridiplantae, Streptophyta, Magnoliopsida, Arecales, Arecaceae. The record is from RefSeq and is a predicted model, not a curated record. Gene Ontology annotation, biological process: DNA-templated DNA replication; rRNA processing. Gene Ontology annotation, molecular function: protein binding. Gene Ontology annotation, cellular component: nuclear pre-replicative complex; rixosome complex.